This is a messenger RNA of Candidozyma haemuli, 3015 nucleotides long. RefSeq names its product chromatin-remodeling ATPase. Gene Ontology annotation, biological process: regulation of transcription by RNA polymerase II; nucleosome organization. The record is from RefSeq and is a predicted model, not a curated record. Gene Ontology annotation, cellular component: nucleus; chromatin. The coding region runs from base 1 to 3015 and encodes 1004 amino acids. NCBI's taxonomy places the organism in Eukaryota, Fungi, Ascomycota, Pichiomycetes, Serinales, Metschnikowiaceae. Gene Ontology annotation, molecular function: nucleosome binding; ATP binding; DNA binding. The transcript is spliced from 2 exons.
AUGCGUCCACAGACGACGUUGAAAUUGAUUCUUACUAACACACAGAAUGGGUUUAUCCCAACAGUCGAAACCAACAGGAGUAAGUACUUUGCUCCUGAUACAAAGCCAAAAAUUGAUGUUGACGACACGGUUAAGAAAUUCAAGUACUUACUUGGACUCACCAACUUGUUUCAGCACUUUAUUGAUUCAAAGGCGAGAAAGGACCCCGUGUUCGCCCAAGUUUUGCACAAGAUGAAUGAAACCCAGCCAAAGGCUAACGCUGGUGCUCAAAGAAGAAGAAAAACCGAAAAGGAGGAGGACGCUGAGUUGUUAGAUGACGAGCAGGACACUCCCACCAUCACCGAAUUUACCGAAAGUCCUAGUUACGUACAUGGUGAACUUCGUCCUUAUCAAAUCCAGGGUUUGAAUUGGUUGGUUUCUCUUUACGAAAACAACCUUUCAGGUAUCUUGGCUGACGAAAUGGGAUUGGGUAAAACCUUGCAAACCAUCUCCUUCUUGGGCUACUUGCGUUAUAUGCGUGGUAUCAACGGCCCUCACUUGGUGGUAGCUCCUAAAUCUACUCUUGAUAACUGGGCCAGAGAAUUCGCUAGAUGGACUCCAGAAGUUAACGUGUUCGUCCUUCAGGGUGACAAGGACGAAAGACAUGACUUGAUCCAGAAUCGCUUACUACUGUGUGAGUUUGAUGUGGUCAUUGCAUCCUACGAAAUCGUCAUUCGUGAGAAGGCCUCCUUCAGAAAGUUCGCCUGGGAAUACAUCGUCAUUGAUGAGGCUCAUAGAAUCAAGAACGAGGAGUCCUUGCUUUCUCAGAUCAUUCGUCUUUUCCAUUCCAAGAAUAGACUCCUAAUCACAGGUACACCAUUGCAGAACAACUUGCACGAAUUAUGGGCCUUGCUCAACUUCAUCUUACCAGACGUUUUUGGAGAUUCGGAUGCGUUCGACCAAUGGUUCAGUUCUACCGAGGAUGCUUCACAACAACAAGAUGACAAUGUUGUGGCUCAAUUGCAUAAGGUCCUCAAACCAUUCUUGUUACGUCGUAUCAAGUCUGAUGUUGAAAAAUCUCUUUUGCCUAAACAAGAACUUAAUGUGUACGUCAAGAUGACCGAUAUGCAAAGGAAAUGGUACCAGAAACUACUUGAGAAAGAUAUAGAUGCCGUUAAUGGUGCCAACGGAAAGAAAGAGUCCAAAACAAGGUUGUUGAACAUUGUUAUGCAGUUGAGAAAGUGUUGCAACCAUCCAUAUUUGUUCGAAGGUGCUGAACCAGGUCCUCCUUACACUACAGACGAACAUUUGGUCUUUAAUGCCCAAAAGAUGAUUAUCUUGGACAAGCUUUUGAAGAAAAUGCUAGAUAUUCUCGAGGACUACUGUAUGUUCCGUUCCUUCCAGUAUUGCAGAAUUGAUGGUCAAACCGAUCACGCCGACCGUGUGGAUGCCAUUGAUGAAUAUAACAAGCCCGAUUCAUCAAAGUUUGUCUUCUUAUUGACUACUAGAGCUGGUGGUUUGGGUAUCAAUUUGACAACUGCUGAUAUCGUGGUUUUGUUCGACAGUGACUGGAAUCCACAAGCAGAUUUGCAAGCAAUGGACAGAGCUCACAGAAUUGGACAAACCAAGCAAGUCAAGGUGUUCAGAUUUGUGACCGAGAAUGCUAUCGAAGAGAAGGUUCUUGAAAGAGCAGCACAAAAGCUCAGAUUGGAUCAGUUAGUUAUUCAGCAAGGCCGUAAUAGUGGUGGAGCUUCAGGUCAACAGAGUGGUAAAGCCGCGUCAAAGGACCAGUUGUUGGAUAUGAUUCAGCACGGUGCAGCCGAAAUCUUUAAGACUAAGGACUCUAGUGAUCCAAGUAAUACUGCUGAUGUUGAUAUCGAAGCAUUACUUGCCGAUUCUGAAAAGAAAACUCAAGAGCUUAACAAGAAGUACGCCAAGUUGGACUUGAACGCUUUGCAGAACUUUUCCAAUGACGAGUCCGUCUAUGAAUGGAAUGGAGAAAACUUCAAGAAGAAGGAACCAACAGCCAUCACUAAUAUUGGCCACGCCUGGAUUAAUCCCGGCAAACGUGAGCGUAAGGAGAACUAUUCCAUCGACAUGUAUUACAAGGAUGUGAUGAAGUCAGGCAGCAGGUCAACUCCUAGAACAGGUCCAAAGCCACCAAAGCUGUUGAACAUAUAUGACCACCAGUUCUUCCCACAGAAGUUGAUGGAGCUCCACGAUUUGGAGAAGAAUUACUAUAAGAAACAAACUGGUUACAAAGCUCCACUCAAAAAGGGUACAGCUAAGGAUUUGGAGAAAAGAGAGUUGGAACAGAAACUAGAACAAGAGGAGAUUGAAAAUUCCCGUCCAUUGAACGAGGAAGAAAAAGCUCUCAAGGAAGACCUUUUGACCCAAGGAUUCACCAAUUGGAACAGAAAAGACUUCAUUCAUUUCAUUGCCGUGUCCACAAAGUACGGCCGUAACUCUAUCUCAAUGAUCGCUGCAGAAUUCGAUGAUAAAACUAUAGAUGAGAUUAGGGAAUACGCCAAGAAGUUCUGGCUGAGUUAUAAGGAGAUUGAGGGCUUCGAGAAAUACAUCAACCAAAUCGAGCUCGGAGAAGAGAAGGUUACGCGUGUUAAGUUGCAAAAGGAAAGCAUCAGGCGGAAGGUGUCAAGCUAUAAGUAUCCGCUUCAGGAGCUUGUAUUGAAGUAUCCACCGGCAGCCACAAACAAGAGGACUUUCACAGACGAGGAAGACAGGUUCUUGAUCGUCCAAAUGUACAGAUUUGGUCUCGAUAGACCCGAUCUUUAUGAGAGAAUAAGAGAUGUGAUCCGUAUGAGCCCGCUCUUCCGGUUUGACUUCUUCUUGCAAUCCAGAUCCACGGCCGAGAUUUCAAGAAGAUGCAGCACGUUGAUUGCAUGUGUCUUUAAGGAAAUUCAUCCUAAUGAAGCAGCGGCCACGAAAUCUUCCACUCCAAAAGGUGGUGCCGCCAGCAAUGGUACCAAGAGAAAGGAGGAAACGAAGAGCACAGCCAACAAGAAGCGCAAGAAAUAA